This is a messenger RNA of Camellia sinensis, 1048 nucleotides long. NCBI's taxonomy places the organism in Eukaryota, Viridiplantae, Streptophyta, Magnoliopsida, Ericales, Theaceae. The record is from RefSeq and is a predicted model, not a curated record.
UCACAUGCUAGGGACUUCUAGAAGUGGGUUCACCCCUCUUAACCAAGAAUACAAUUUAGAGAGAGAAAGAUAGGAAAGAGGUGUACUUUUAGAGAGAGAGAUGGGGAGAGGAAGAGUAGAGCUGAAGAGGAUAGAGAACAAAAUAAACAGGCAAGUGACAUUUGCAAAGAGAAGGAAUGGAAUUCUCAAGAAAGCUUAUGAGCUCUCCGUUCUCUGUGAUGCUGAGGUUGCUCUCAUCAUCUUUUCUAACCGUGGCAAGCUCUAUGAGUUCUGUAGCAGCUCUAGGUAUCCUCUCCAUGUCCUAAAGCAGAAUGGCUAUCAUGAAUAUCUGAGGCUCAAGACUAGGGUUGAGAUCCUACAACAAUCUCAGAGAAACCUGCUUGGUGAAGAUUUGGGUCCAUUAACCACAAAGGAGCUUGAGCAUCUUGAGCACCAACUAGAAAACUCCUUGAAGCAAAUCAGAUCAACCAAGACUCAAUUUAUGCUUGAUCAGCUUGCUGACCUUCAAAAGAAAGAACAAGUGCUAGCCGAAUCUAACAAAGCAUUAAGGAUGAAGCUGGAAGAAAGUACUAUGGAACCUCUUCAACUAUCAUGGGAGGCUGGAGAACAAAGCAUUCCAUACAACAACCAAAUUCCUGCUCGGUCCGAGGGAUUUUACCAGCCUCUGAGGCUCAAUUCAUCGCUGCAAAUCGGAUACAACCCUGUGGGUCCAGAUGAGCUACAUGUUGCAGCCCCUACGGCCCAAAAUGUCAAUGGAUUCAUUCCUGGCUGGAUGCUCUAAUCGAAAACCGACGUUCCAACGGGGAUUAUCCAUAAGAUAAAUUUUUUUUUUUUUUUGGUAGUUAUGAUCUGCAUUGAGCAAAUUGUAAUUAUUGUUUGACGACAAUAAGUAUUUUAUGGAUGAUGACCUAGACUGUUUAAGGAACAUGGCAUUGCCAUGAGAUGUAUGGCUUGUAAUUAUAUAAAUAUGAACUUAUAAAUUGGAACAUGAUGGAUGGGUGUGAAAACAAGCUUUUGAAAAAUGUAUUAUACAUUUUCUUGGUCAAUC